CACCUAUGUACUCUGUAUACGACGUCGCAUUGUACACACAAUUCCCGACUCUCGAAUAGGGGAGCCGCUUCCGGGUAGCACCGCUUCUCCUUCAAGAUGCCUUGACAACGUCCGAUUAAAUACUCCAACAGACAUGCCCUCAUUUCCGACAACUCCGAUUGCACGCCUAACGGGUCAUGCCGGAAUCGUACACGCCGUUUGCUACUCUUCGGGAUCACAGCAAUACAUUCUAACCGGGUCAUCCGACCGCUCGAUCCGACUCUUCAAUCCCGCCAAAGCACCUCCCAAUUCAACGUCACCGUCCGCCGGCCUCAUCAACAAGUACUCUGCGCACGGCUACGAGGUCCUCUCCAUAGACGUAAGCGCCGACAACAGCAAGUUUGUCUCGACCGGAGGCGACAAGACGGUAUUCUUCUGGGACGUACAGACGGCGCAGACGAUCAAGCGGUGGUCCGGGCAUGCUGGCCGAGUCAAUAGGGGCAUUUUCGCAGGCGAUGGCGACAGCGUUGUGGUUACUGGGAGUUAUGAUGGGACGGUGAAGAUCUGGGAUACGAAGAGUACCAAUUACAAGCCCAUCAUGAGUCUCGAUGACGCCAAGGACAGCAUAACGGACCUCUGCGUGUUCGAUGCCGAGAUUAUCAGCGGGUGCGUUGAUGGGAGGGUGCGGAGCUAUGACUUGCGCAUGGGCAUGUGCCAGGUCGAUGUUAUUGGGCACCCGGUUACGAGUUUGAGUGUUUCGAAGAAGGGGACGGAGUUGCUGGUUAGUAGCUUGGAUUCUACGGUUCGCUUGAUGGAUCGGGGAAAUGGACAGUUGCUCAAGGCCUAUCGAGAUGAAGGAUUUGUGAAUACGGAGCUGAGGGUGAGAAGCACGUUGGGAAUGAAUGAUAGCGUCGUGUUGAGUGGCAGCGAUGAUGGAAUGGUGUUUGCUUGGGACCUCCUGGAAGGGAACUUGAUACACAGUUUCAGACAUGCUCAGAUGAGGGAGACGAAAGCAAAUGCUGGACGCGCGAUGGCGGGGAAGCGAGAUGUCGUAAGUGAUGUGGUGUUUUGCAAGACCCGCAGGGAGUGGGCCAGCGCUGGAGGUGAUGGCAAUGUUGUGGUUUGGGGGAUGUAAUGGAACUAAGAUACCCAAAUCUCAUUUCUGUAAUUCAUCAAUGCUCAUAUUCUCCCAUGUUCUCAAGUCAAUUUUCUCUUUCCAGACGCCAAUGUUAUGCA
Messenger RNA from Westerdykella ornata, 1215 nucleotides. RefSeq names its product WD40 repeat-like protein. Gene Ontology annotation, cellular component: catalytic step 2 spliceosome. Bases 134 to 1114 code for a protein of 326 amino acids. Gene Ontology annotation, biological process: mRNA splicing, via spliceosome. The record is from RefSeq and is a predicted model, not a curated record. Gene Ontology annotation, molecular function: protein binding. The transcript has a single exon. NCBI's taxonomy places the organism in Eukaryota, Fungi, Ascomycota, Dothideomycetes, Pleosporales, Sporormiaceae.